This is a messenger RNA of Mauremys reevesii (Reeves's turtle), 2971 nucleotides long. RefSeq names its product leukocyte immunoglobulin-like receptor subfamily A member 6. The record is from RefSeq and is a predicted model, not a curated record. Lineage: Eukaryota; Metazoa; Chordata; Testudines; Geoemydidae. The transcript has 11 exons. The coding region runs from base 281 to 2188 and encodes 635 amino acids.
CCUGGUGUGACGGGGCCCUGAGCUCAGUGUGGGUGGGUGGGUAGGUGGGGGGUCUGUGCAGCACCUGGUGCGAUAGGGCCCCCGAGGUUGGUUGGUGCUACUGUAAUACAUGUAGUAGAGGUGCAGCCCCCCCCCCCGCGCAGCGUUUGGGCUCCCAUCAGAAUCGGAAGUGGAGGUUUUUCCAUUGUGGCCGGUGGCUCAUUUCCUAGAGCUGGGUUAAUCCUGGUGCCUCCGUCCCAGCUCUGCCACUUCCCCAUCGCUGGCCGCGCGGCUGCCCGCCAUGGCCGUGACUCUGCCGGUCCUGCUCCUGACCGUCGCCCUGCCGAAGCCAUCCCUCGUCUGGGACCGGGCCGCAGGUGCUGAGGGGGGGAUCCGGCUGCGCUGCUCCGCCCCAGGGCCGCUUGGGGGAGGCUGGUUCACCCUGCACCGGGACGGCACACUGGGCCCCGUGGCUGAGAAGCAGGCCCCGGCGCGGGGCUUGGAGGUGACAUUCCUGCUGCCCAGCAUCGGCCCUGGCGAGUGGUACCGCUGCGGCUACUGGAACCGGGACGUGGCUGGGGGGCGGGUGGAGUCCCCGCUCAGCGACCCUGCUAACAUCACCAGUGGCCCAGAUCGCUACCCCAAGCCGUCCAUCGCCGUCAGCCCUGGCCCGGAGGUCUUGGCUGGCCAGACCUGGACGAUCCGGUGCUGGGCUCCGUAUGCGGGGAUGAGCUUUGUGCUGUACCGGGCGCGGGAGUUCUGGACUGAGCGGGCGCCUCGCGGAGACCCCCCGACGGCUGAGUUCCACCUGGGCAACGCCAGCGCCGCCAGCGUGGGGAGAUACACCUGCUACUAUCACACCAUCAACGAGCCCUUCAUCUGGUCCAACGCCAGCAACCCCCUGGAGCUCAGGGUCACAGAUGUUUCCAGCACCCGGGAGCGGUUCGUGGACGUGGGCGGGAAGCUCCGGGUGAAUUGCUCCAUCCCCGACGCCCCGGGCGGCUGGUUCUUCCUGUACCGAGAUGGGGAUUCCGAGCCCCUGGCCUGGAUCGCAGCCGAUGAGGACAACGGGCCGGCCGGCUUCGAUCUCCCGGAGGAGCAGGCCCUGGGCCCUGGCGGGGUCUUCAGCUGCCGCUAUGGGCUGGAGGAACCGGGCACCCGUUUCGACCUGGCUCUCAAUGACACGGAGGUGCGGACCCAAGGCUCACAUUCUGGGGGCACCGAUUACAGCCAGACCAACGCGCUGCGGCUGGGCCUGGGGGCCGCCGUCCUGCUGCUGGCGCUGCUCUUUGUAGCCCAGGCCUGCUGGGAGGAGAGACACCUGCAAAGCUACCUGCCCCGCCCUGUAUUUCUAUUGUACAACCCCCCAGAGCUUCCUGCUCCCCUGUCCCCGAAAUCUCCCCACCCAGGGGGCGGCUGUGAUACCGGAGCCUCCAAAUGUCCCCUCGUGGGGGGUUCAGCCGACGAAGGAUGGGAAGAAAGGGGCCGAGUGCACCACGGGCUUCCUGGGGCUGCAGCCCCCGGCGCAGUUCCUCAUUCCACUCGCACUCGGGCCUCAGACUUCCUGGAGCUCGGUGCAGCUGGGAAACAGGGCGUUGGUGGCAGCGCUGAGGGGCCCCCCACAUCGCCCCUCAUGGCAUCUGCUCUCACUGUCCUCCUCCUCGGCUGCUGGGUGGCCGGGCAGAGCGGGGUGUUGGGAGAGGGGUCCUACCCCAAACCCUCCAUCUCCGUCAGCCCCGGGGGGGUGAUCCCCGUGGGGGGAAACGUCACCAUCCGGUGUCGGCAUCAGCUCCUGGGCAUGAGGUUCCUCCUCUACAAGGAUGGAGCUGGGAUCUAUCUGAAUUACACAGACCCUGCCGGCUCUGAGGCUGAAUUUCCCAUCACCAGCGCCAGACGGGACCACGGGGGCAGCUACACCUGUCGUUGUAGCUACAGAACAGACCCACCUGCCUACUCGGAGCCCAGCGACCCUGUGCAGAUCAUUGUAGCAGACGCUGGUUCUAUUCCCGCAGGGGGAACUGACCCGACCCAGCCUGGAGCGGCGCCGGCUCCCACCCGCCUGGGCAGCGCGGGACCAGCAGCCCCCCCAGGAUGCCCGGAUUUCACCCACACCAACAUCGCCCGCCUGGGGCUGAGCGCCGUGGUCCUGCUCGUCCUGGUGCUGAUCCUGAUUGAGGCCUAUAACAGCCACCCGAGGGGGGUGCCCUAGGUGAGGUGACCCCCCGCCCCUCUGUGCCUGUUACUCCCCUCAAGGGCUGGGCCCAGGGUGACACGGGCUCCUCUAAUGAUGUCUGUCUGCACCCCCAGGAGCCUGGAUCUGGUCCUGCGGACAAUAAAAUCUCCCUGGGGGAUGAGCUGCUGCCCUUGGGAGGCUGAGAUGCUGGCACAAAAACUCCUGCUCCCCAAACCUCCCUGCCUCAGAGAACCUGACCCCCCAAACAGCCUGUGACCCAAUAACUGCCCCCCAGGGUCGGACCCAUGGCCCCCGGCCUCACAAACAGCAGCCCCUGUGGAGCCAGCUGGAGGAGCAGCCCCUGGAGGGGGCCGAGGUUCCACUCACUGGCCCAGCCAGACCAGUCUCACUAGACUCCCUUCCCAGAGCCAGGGAAAGAACCCAGGUUCCCAGCCCCACCCCCCUGUUCUAACCACUAGACCACACUCCUGUUCCAGAGCCAGGGAGAGAACCCAGGCGUCCUGGCUCACAGGUGGAUGCAAUAGACGAGGCAGCGCUGACGGUGUGUCCUGCCAUCCAGACUAGGGGGUUCAGGAGCAGAAUGGGGUAUAAACCGACCCCUAGAUGCAAGCGGCUUUUAUUUGGGGGGAAGGGAAAGUGGGCAGGAAAGAGUGGAUGGGUGGAUGAGGGGUGAGCGUGGGGCACAGGACGUCAGGCGAGGGCGCCCCCCUGGCAGUAGCAGCAGCUGCUCUGGAGGGGGGAGCUACCGUGGGACACCACUAGGAGGAGCCCUGGCUUCAUGGAGGGGCAUCCAGCAGC